This is a messenger RNA of Mercenaria mercenaria, 7125 nucleotides long. Its product is annotated as helicase with zinc finger domain 2-like. The coding region runs from base 281 to 6574 and encodes 2097 amino acids. NCBI's taxonomy places the organism in Eukaryota, Metazoa, Mollusca, Bivalvia, Venerida, Veneridae. Gene Ontology annotation, molecular function: ATP hydrolysis activity; 5'-3' DNA helicase activity; RNA binding. The record is from RefSeq and is a predicted model, not a curated record. The transcript is spliced from 19 exons.
UUCGCAGAAAAAGAUAUCGUUACUUCCGAUUUCAAAUAAAAAAAAAAGCAAAAUAGUUUAUGCUGUUUCCUUAAUAACAGAAUAAUAAAAUAAGAUAAACUUGUUGACUAUGAAAUAGCUGAUUCACAGUUAGCUUCCUUAUUAUUACAAUAUAUUCAUAAACAAGCCAUAUUCAAUUUGGCAAACUGCCAUACAUGACGUAAUAUUAAUCUGUUUUUACUGGAGUGUAACUUACUUACGAGAGGAUUAUAUAAGUGAAUAAGACCAAAAGGCUGAUGACAUGGCAGAGACAGUAGAUCAGCUUAUAUUCAGAGCAGACGUUGCAUUGCAUGCAAAGAAGUUUUCAGACGUGAAAAAGUAUGUGGAGCAGGCUGUCAAGCAAACUGACCAAGAGCGAGAUGACUAUCUUAACUCGGAACAAAAUGCCAGUAAGGAAGAAGAGUUAUCUAAAUGGUAUAACCAGUGUGCCUACAUUCUUUUCCAGAUUGCAGAUUUGUGGAACAGUCUAAAUUGUACAUUGACAGCUACAAUAUUCUCAGAAAAGACUGAGUUUCCCUUUUUGGAAAAAGAUUCACGUUGGAUAAAACUACUUUUGCAACAACCUCGAGAGAAGAUACUUAUAAUGCACAAGACCUUGAUAACAUUUCUCUCCGAGAGGCUCGGUGAAGUGGCAAAACUUGCAGUUAGAGUUCGGAAAUGGGAAAGAAGUUUGCAAAUUGAUCAAAUUAUCGACAGUAUAUUUAUCUGGCUCCGAGACAUACAUUCCAUCGGUCCUGAUAUGGUAUGGCUCAAUCCUGGACGUUACGAGGCUUUCUUACGGAUGGCAAACUGCUACUUCAAUUUGAAUGACCAUGAUAACACAAGGAUAUACUGCAAGUUGGUCCUUGAGCACCUGAGCGAUUAUGGUGACAUUAAAGCUUUAGAAAUAUUUGCAAGAUCCCUUCUGACAACCAACAGUUUUAGAUCUGCUUUAAAGUACUGCAAGUUAGCAAUUGACUGCUGUAAGAAAACUGGAGAUGAAAGGAGUAAAAAGAGGCUACAGAAACUUCUGUCUGAAAUAGAAAGAAGAAGAAACAUGGCACAAUCAACUACGAAGCAGACUAGAUCUAAAACUAAAACAACAGUUUUACAAAACAAUCAACGAGUGGAAGAACUGCAAAACAGCGAGGGACAAAGGACGACGGGAAGCAAAAAAAGAAGACGUCCAAACAGAGAAAAAAGACUGCAUGGACGGGACAUUUAUCAAAGACAAGUCACUAAACUGUCAGAUGACUCGGAUGCGAUACAGGAAGAAAGUGUGAAUAUUUACGAGCGAACAUCUUCUGACAUUGAAAAUGAACAGGAAUUGAAUGUCACCAGUUAUGUCAAAAAAACUGAAUGGUGUCCUUCCGAAAGUGGAACAGACACAGACAACGCUAGUAUAUCGUCGUCUGAGGAUUCCGACACAGAAGCACCUUUGAGUACCUCAUCUGACCAAGAAUUUCAUUCAUCAGGAAUAUCAGAAGACUCUGAAUCUGAAACAGACACGGCAUCUUUCUAUGAUGUUAGCCGUUCAAUAUAUGAAGGUAAAGAACAAUCCCACACGUAUAAAACUUCAAUAUCAAAAGAGAAUCUUACAGAAACAGUUGUUCAUUUAGAUCCUUCUUUCUUAAGGAAAUUUGAAGACAGACGUCCAGAUGUAUUAAGACGAAAGAAACUGUAUCCAGAUAUGCUACCAGAAUCCGAACUUAAUGAAAUAACGGUAAAUGACCAGAAAUACAUCCGUGGUACUAUAAAAAUAGAAGGACCACAUGAAGCGGUUUGUAUACCGGCAAGAUCUGCCAGAUGCUUUGGUCCUAUAAAAAUUCUGGGUCGUGGUAAAAUCGGACAGACAUUCAAUGAAGACGAAGUAAUAGUUGAGCUCUUACAUAACCAGAAAUCAACAGGUAAACGAUUCGGAAAGGUUGUGGGUAUAUUCGAUAGUAAACGGCAUGACAAUGUGAAACGGAAUUUAUUCGCCUGUACAUUGGAUGUAGAUAGCUACAACCUUGUUCGGCCAAUAUGCAAAACAUUUCCAAAAAUACACGUCUUAAAUCGGGAAAUAUCAAAGAAAUAUAGAAACGAAACAGCCAGAAAGGAUAUGGUAGAGAUAUAUGACUACGACAAGUUGAAUGGGACACUCAAAUUUUCAAAGAUAGUUCGGUUAAAAAGAGAAGAAAGAAACUCUUGCGUCUUAAUUGUUGCAUUUAUCAGCUGGAGUCCACGGUAUGUCUAUCCAAUAGGUGCUAUUAUUGAAAUACUUCCAACAGGCAAAUGUCUUGAACAAGACUUACUGGUGUCGAAUAUUAUGUAUAAAGUUCCCUCUUUAUACAAAAAGUCAACAGUUAAGGAGGUAGAAUAUCUACUAAGCAAAUCAACGGAUGAGCCCAGAGGAAAUGCAUUUGAAGGAAGAACAGACUUAAGCGAUUUAUGGACAUAUACAAUUGACCCUCCCGAUUCAGAAGAUCUAGAUGAUGCAUUGAGUGUAGUCGAAAUCGAACAUGCUUAUAAAGUUGGUGUACAUAUUGCAGAUGUAUCAUCACAUGUUGCAAAGGGGUCAGCAGUUGAUGUUGAGGCACAAAACAGAUCUCAAACGUUUUACUCUGGCAUACGAAAUGCGAGGUAUAUGCUUCCUGAACCCUUAAGCAAAGAUCUUUGCAGCUUGCUUCCGAACAAAUUAAGACUGACACUGACUGUUUUCUUUUAUAUUGAUAAGAAAAGCUUUGCUAUAAAUAAAACUGAAAUCAUGAAAACGUGUAUCAAAUCAAAGAGGAAGUUAACGUAUAAAGAAGUUCAAGACAUGAUCUCAAUACAGGACACAAAUACUAAUGAUCGCACUACGACACAUAUCAAACGUUUGUUCAAAAUGGCAACCAUCCUGCGAAAACAGCGUUUAAAAAACGCGAGCUAUGCUUUAGAGGUCAAUUUUCAAGAAUCAGUUCUUGAAAAUGAUGAUAUUGGAACAUUCGAAGCUCAUUAUUUAGUAGAAGAAUUCAUGGUCUUAGCAAAUAGAACAGUAGCAGAAAAGUUAUUGCAGUCAAGUAGCGCGCAAUAUGUGCCUAUCCGUUGCCAUAACCCUCCAUCAGGCGAGGAAAUUGCAGAAUUUCUUAAAGUUAAUGGUGAUUACAUGAACAUAAUCUGCAAAUUACAGGAUAAACAGAUUGGAAAGGAAUGUCCAAGUUUCAGCUCAAAAUGUGACACCAACAAUAAAGAUGUGAUGGUUUUCAAAACAAUUUGGAGAGCAAUGUUGACGAACCAUGUAUAUGCGACCAAUUAUCUACGGAAAGACGAUCUGCAUCCUAUCCAGCAUGUAAUUUACCAGAACUGGCUGUAUAUUCAAGAGCAUGCUGAAUACAGGUGCUCUGGAACUGUAGGGGAACAUGAAGGAAAACACUACGGAUUAGAUAUUUUCCGCUACACUUAUUUUACUUCUCCGAUCAGAAGAUACAUAGAUCUUGUUGUCCACAGGCUUGUGCAUUCAGCAUUAUUUCAAGAUACACCAUGUUCCUAUAGUAAAGAAGAAAUCGACGAUAUAUGUCAGCACGCAAAUUUGGUCAGUAAGAGAGCAAAAGAUUAUGAAAGAGGAUGCAAAACAUUAAAGAUGGCAACUGAAUUAGGAAGGAAGCCUCGAAUUUUCACGUGUUACGUUAACAGCUGCACUGACGGAGAAAUCACAUUUUGCACACCUACACUCAGGGGUCAAGCUUUGGUCCACAGAGAAAUACCGUUUAAAUUAUUGGACAUGGCAGAAAAACCUGUCAUCAAGCAUGAUAUAAACACACGCUCUAACAAAGUACGUGCCGUCUGGAGUAAACGGCUGUACAAUUUCCGUCCUGUAAUCAGUAAUGUCAAACUCGACAGUACUCAGGAACUAAAUCCAUAUAAAGAUAUGUUUCUGGUUCCUAUGCAACAAUGGGUACAGUUGCUUCGAAUUCUGACUAUAGAAAAAGCAGACAAAAAGGAAAUCUGCUACACUGAUAUUAUAGAGAACACAAGAGUUGUUUCUUCUAAUGGCUUACAUGAUGUCACUACAGAACAUGCAGUCGCAACAGAAGUUGAGGUAGGUAGGAAGCAACAAAAAUCAAUUGUUUUCCAACCAAGCACAAAGUUUUCCAUGUCUUUUUCACGAGGACAACGACUCAAUAUUCAAAUGACAGCAGUUCAGAAGAAGGGAACGACCGUUCUUAAAGCGUCACUGUUAAACUUGACAGAUAAUGUGAAAUUUUGUCUUCAGCACACAGAUGACCCGGUGUUAUAUUUGUCGCGAUAUACGUCGAAUGCUACUCGUGACCGUUAUAAAGACGUAAAAACAUAUCGUGAUAUUUGGCUCCCGAUUUUAUCGAUGGAAGCAUCUAAAGGUGUGUUAAAAAAUGAAGAAUCAUGUUGUCUCAAUGACCGUCCAAUAAAGUUUAGCCAUGAUCGAACAGGGAAAUUUGUUCUCGAUGAGGAAGAUUGCGAAAUGAGAAAUAUUGAAUUCUCUGGAACCUUUUUUGAAGACAGUAAUCGAAACGAAUACAAAGCUCCAUCGUACGAUUGGUUGUGCAUCAAAACUAGUCGACCACAUGCAGUUCGGGACGAUUUGCAGUGUACUGCUACUUACAUAUGGGUCGGACAUGGAGAGAUAACUCGUGUCGAGCAAAAGAGUGGAAAACUUGUAAUUUCUUUUAUACUUCACGAAACGUCAAAAGCUGAUGACAUCAUCUUUAACCAAGAGACCCGAUUUCAUAUUGAAAUCUUGAAGAAAUCUGAGGUAGACAAGAGAACUGAGAGUUUUAUUCAGGAGCUUGAAAAGGGAUCACUUGCUGCAAACAUUGCUCUAAGAAAACCAAUUUCCGAUUUAGAUGAUGACUUAGUGCAGAUAGCAAAUAAAAUGGAUACAGACUUAUUUAUAAAGAUAAAGGAUGAUAAUGCUUGGAAACCUCUACCAAGAAAUAACGCAAUGCAGAAAGCAGCGAUCUGUAAAGCAUUGAAGUCCCGCUUCACCCUCAUACAAGGACCACCAGGUACUGGGAAAACACAAACUGCAAUAAAGCUUAUCUGUCUUUUUACGAAAGUCAACAACACGAAGCAGAGAAAAAUGAUGGAUCGGAAUCAAGUUUUGUUCUGUGGACCAUCAAACAAGUCUGUCGACUUGGUAGCAAAGUGGAUGUUAAAUCGGAUGGGUGAGCAUCGACCAAAAUUUGUACGAGUUUACGGCAGAACGAUUGAAACAGAAAAAUUUCCAAUACCAGGAAAGAAUUUUGUCACCAAGAGAAGCACAAAAAAUCAGGCAGCUGAUCCUGAACUGGAAUCAGUGUCGCUGCAUCAUCUAAUACGGAAACCUGAAAAUACAUUUUCCGAAAGAAUUAAAGAAUUCGACAAGUUGUUUGCAGUGAACAAAAACAAACCAAUGCCGAUAAAAGAAAAAGAAUAUGCUAAACUGAUUGCAAAGGCAUCUAUUGAAGAAAUGAAAAAGUAUGACGUUAUACUAUGUACGACGGCAGUUGGCACCAAUCCGAAACUAUUGAGAGCGACAGAUAUUUCCCAGAUCAUUGUUGAUGAGGCGGGGAUGUGCCCGGAACCAAAUUGCCUUGUUCCAAUAAUUGCCACAAAUGCUAAGCAGGUCGUGCUUAUUGGAGACCACAAGCAGCUCAGACCAAUCGUAAUGUGUAAAGAGGCGGCGGUACUUGGCUUAGAGACGUCGUUGUUUGAAAGAUACGCAACUGAUCAUUCUUCCACCAAUGUUGCGUUCAUCAUGUUAAACGAGCAAUACCGCAUGAAUCCUGAAAUAUGCAGUUUUCCGUCCGAGCAGUUUUAUGACGGUGCCCUAAAAACAGGAAAAGGCCGUUGGUGUGAAGAUCCAAUGAAUAUUUGGCCAAGCAAGGGACGCAACAUCUAUCCGCAUGUGUUUGUUCAAAUAGAAGGUGAAGAAGAAGUCCUCACAGUGUCUACUGAAGAAGGAAAUGAGCAGUCAAGAAGCAAUCUGCUAGAAGCAAAACAUGUAGUUAAAGUGUACAGCUACUUUACCAGGGAACAACCGUCUGAUUCGGUUCAAAUCAUAUCACAGUACAAUGCGCAGUGCCACGAAAUUAGAACACAACUAAAGGAUGAGGGUUUUGUAGAUGUCAAUGUCAGUACAGUGGUCUCUAGUCAAGGAGGCGAAUGGGAUUACGUUAUAUUCAGCACAGUCCGAUCACUUCCCCAUUACAAGAUAGAGCGGAACCCUACAAUUGGAUGGUGCAAGCACAAUCUUGGGUUUAUCACUGACAGAAACCAGGUCAAUGUAGCAUUGACCAGAGCCAAGAAAGGCCUUAUCAUCAUAGGAAACAAACAACUCCUUUCUUGUGAUGAAGUCUGGAAAGACCUGAUUGACUGCUAUGGUGUGAGAGGUUGUAUUUUAACUCCAGACCAGUUUCCGCCACCAUUCAAGAAGACCAGACAACAGAUUAUGGCAGAAGCGAAACAAAAGCACCAUAAGAGGCACGGCGAUGCCAUCUUUGAAAAGGGAGAGGCAACAUCCUUUAAGGGACCAAUUGACGAAAAGCCAAAAGUAUUUAGAGGAUUUAGAAAAAAGUAAGCAGUGUAUGAAAACGAAUUUAAACCGGUUCAGUACAUUUCCGGAAAGGAUUAUAACACUCAGCAGAAAAAAAGUUCUUUACCUUGCAUGGAACGUUCUCCUACCUAUAUUUGACUUUUAUACGGACACGACACAAAAUACCACGUUUUGAUAUCAAACAAAUAAACGGGACGUGCCAUAAUCCAUUUUUAAAACGGCGUCAUACGCAUCUGAUGACUGUUUUGUGGACUGGGACAUGGUGUUUUCAGUUAGAUUUCAUUUUCUGUGUUAGCACUCAAACACAUUUAAGGCUAUGCAUAUCAUACAUUACUGUAUUGUAGUUCUAUUGUUGUGAUUUGAUAAAAUAAUAUAUUUAUGUUUUCAUAAUAUUUACUAUAGAAGAGAGUCUGUUACUUCAGCAUGAUGCCGUAAUACUGCAAAUAACGUUUGCACGAGACAAACGCAACGACUUACGGCAUCUUGACUGUGUAUGUAAUCUGAUAAAAGAUAUUCUUUGUAAUAACAUCAUCUGACCUUGUCAAUCGGUUUAGAAAUAAUAAAAAAUCAGAGAA